AGCAGAACAUACAGUACAACCCACUGCAUGUUGUGACGGUUCCCCAGUCGGCUGAUUUCAGAUCUAGUGGGACCUGCGCAUCUUGUCAAACUGUCUGCCGGAAGAACAGGAAUCUUCAUGUGCACGGAGACAGAGUAAAGAAAGAGCAGUCAGUGAAGAUGGAGGCUGUUUGGCUUCUGUCACUGGUGUCGUUCCUGUGGGUGCCAUCAUGCACAGCUCAGAAACCUGAUACAGCAUCCCCCUUUGCAGAUGUUGUGUUUUUAAUUGAUAGUUCCCAGCAGGUCGAGGGUGAAUUGUUUAAGCAGGUGAAAAACUUCCUUAUCAAAGUUGCAGGAGACCUGGAUAUCGGAACUAAUAAAUACCGCAUAGGUAUCUCGCAGUUCAGCGAUGAUGCCAAGGAGGAAAUUUUUCUCAACACAUUCAAAACAAAGAGUCAAGUCAUAAACUACAUCAGAAAGAAUUUCGUUCACAAGGGUGGAAAUCUGAAAACUGGCACUGGGCUCACGCACGCAUACAAAGUGCACUUCAACGAGUCCUUUGGGAGUCGCAAGGGUGAAGGGUACCCUCAGUUUUUAGUUGUUGUGACCUCUGGAAAGUCGCAGGAUGAUAUUCAGCAAGCUGUUACCACGAUAAAAAACGAAGGGGUCAAAAUCAUAGCCAUAGGACUUCAGAAUUCUGACCCUAAAGAGUUGAAAGAAAUGGGCAUGCCUCAUUUAACCUUCCAGAAUGUUUCUCUCAUAAAGCUCUCACAGAAUAUGACCAACAUCAUCAAAAAUGAAGUCCAGAAUCACCUUGAACUAAUGGGCGAACCACCAGCCGUGUGCAAUAAGUCAAAAAUCGCAGAUAUCGUGUUUUUAGUUGACAAUUCUACCGACAAUGGGAUCCGAAACUUUUUGCAGAUUCAGUCUUUCCUGUAUAAAACUGUUAGUUCCUUCAACGUGUCCAACAGCACCAUGAGGAUUGGCCUCGCAAUGUACUCUGACCAGCCUCACGUGGAGUUCUACCUGAACAGCUACGGACGUCGGGAGGACGUUCUGCAGCACAUAAAGGAACUGAAGUACAGUGGAGCUGGAGGGAUUUCCAAUACGAGUGCAGCCUUACGGUUUGCAGCACAGAAGCUUUUUACAAAAGAAAAGGGUAGCAGAACAGCUGUACACAAAAUUGCAGUUCUGAUCACGGAUAACCAGUCCACCGACAAUGUGAGUGAGGCAGCCACUGCUCUUCGCCGUGCCGGAGUGACGGUCUUCGCUGUGGGAAUCCAAAAUGCUGACAAAGACGAGCUCAGUCAAAUUGUGUCACAUCCUCCAGGAGAAUACCUCUCCACUACAAAGACUUUCUUACAGUUAUCAGGACUUCAAGAGUUUAUAGCAACCAAGAUUUGCUCUUUCAUCAUCAGAGGAGUAACUAAUGUCCCCGAAGAAACCCACAAGCUGAAAAGAGGAUGUUUAAAACAAGAAGCAGAUAUAUAUUUUCUUAUUGAUGGGUCCACAAGUAUCGGAAGAAAUGAUUUUGAAGAGGUUAAGACAUUUCUAAUUGGUGUGGUUGAUGUCUUCAACAUUGGACCUGAUCAUAUCCGUAUUGGAAUAGCCCAAUACUCAACUGAUUACCACUUGGAAUUCAGAGAAACUGAGCACAGCAGCAAGAAAAAAGUGCAAGGUGCCAUUGAAAAUAUCCGCCAGCAGUAUGGAAACACAUAUACAGGAAAAGCUCUCGGUAAAAUGCAGAAAUGGCUGAAAACAUCAGUAAAAAUAAAACCAUGGAAAGUACCUCAGUUCCUUAUAACCUUAACUGAUGGUGCUUCACAUGAUCCUGUGGAUGUAAAUAUGACUUCAGAACAACUGAGAAGAGAUGGAGUUAUCACUUAUGCUAUUGGUGUUGGUGCAGCAGUUGAAAAAGAACUUAAAGCAAUUGCAGGGUCAGAUCACAGGUACAAGUAUACGAAGACGUUUGAUUUUCUGAAAGAUAUAAAGAAUGAUAUUGCUCAGGAUAUCUGUUUUGAAGAAGCUUGCAAGAAAAAUCAAGCGGACAUUGUCUUCCUAAUUGACAGCUCAGGGAGCAUUAAAUCCGAAGACUACCAAAAGAUGAAGGAUUUCAUGAAAAAGAUCAUUCAAAAGUUAGAUAUUGGAAGAGACAAAGUGCGUAUUGGUGCAAAGCAGUACUGUCACCUAGAACAGGAUGAAUUUGAACUGGAUGAUUACUCUCAAGCAUCGGAUUUAAUGAAGGCUGUUGAUGGCAUGAACCAGCUAGGUGGAGGAACUCUGACUGGACAAGCCCUUCAUUCAGUAUCUAAAAAUUUUCAAAAAGCACGUAAGGACGUCAAUAAGAUCCUUAUUGUAAUAACAGAUGGUGAAGCUCAAGAUGAAGUUCUACAACCUGCAGCAGCUCUGCGAAAUGAGGGGAUUUUUAUUUUCUCAAUUGGUGUUUUUGGUGCAAAUUAUGUUCAGCUGGAGGAAAUAAGUGGCUCCCCGGCAAACAUCUUUUACAUUCAGAAUUAUGAAGCUUUAUUUGGGAUAUUAGAUAAGGUGAUCUUUAGUAUCUGCAUUCCCAAGGAAGAAUGCCUGGACAUAAAUGUUGCAGAUAUAAUGUUUGUCAUAGACACCUCUUCAAGUAUCUCACCCACCAACUUUGAAAGCAUGAAGGACUUCAUGUAUGCUGUGGUAAAUAACUCGGACAUUGGCGAAGAUAAAGUACGGAUUGGGGCCACCAGGUACAGCAAUCAGACUGAGAAAGUCUUUGAUUUGAAAGAAAACUUUGACAAGCAAUCACUCAUUCAAGCAAUCAGAGGGAUGACGCAAUUAACAGGAGAGACGUACACAGCAGCAGCCAUGAACUUUUCCAUGGAGCGUUUGGGAGAAGCUUUUGGGGGGCGGAAGAAGGUCUCCCAGUUGCUUGUGACAGUGACAGAUGGAAAAUCCCACGACAGGAGUCUUUUGAACGAAACAUCCCAGUACAUCAGACAAUCUGGUAUUAUCACCUAUGCUAUUGGAAUAAAGAAUGCAUCGGAAGAUGAACUUCUGGUCAUUGGAGGCUCUGAAGAUCAUUACUUCUAUGUGGAAGACUUUGAUAAGUUGAAAGAUAUAUAUAAGAACUUUUCGUCAAUAAUCUGUAAAACUACCCCACCAUAUUGUGAACAUGGGGAGGUGGACAUUGUCUUCUUAAUUGAUGGUUCUAGCAGCAUUGACCCAGGAGAUUUCGCCACCAUGAAGACUUUUAUAAGAAACGUGGCUGACGGUUUCGACAUCACCAAUGGAAAAGCACAAAUUGGCCUAGCUCAGUACAGCCAUCAAUACACAAGACAUUUCAAUCUCGGUUCAUUCAAAAGCAAAUCGGCAUUCGACAAUGAAAUAGACCAAACCCAACAGAUCUAUGGAAACACUUUAAUAGGAGCCGCACUUGGAAAUGUGAAAGAGUUCUUUACCAGGGCUGCCGGCAGCCGAAAACAUAAGGGAGUUGAACAGUAUUUACUUGUGAUCACUGAUGGAGAAUCGCAGGAUUCAGUCUCGCAGGCAGCUCAAGAUCUCCGAAAAGACAAUAUAAACCUGUAUGCAUUAGGCGUAGGUAGAAUGGAUGCCACUCAGCUCACGGAGAUUGCUGGAAGUCCGGACAGGGUGUAUAAGGUAGACAAUUUUGAUCAACUGGACCACAUUAAAAAGAGGCUUUCCAGAGAUCUAUGUGACCAACCGUUUAAGCCCACCAACUGCAGUGUUGACAUCGCAGUUGGUAUUGACAUUACAAACCAAGCAGUAGGGACAUCAUUACUUUCUGUCCAACAUUACUUGGAUGUAUUCCUCCUCAAUAUUUUACAGGAAAUUAACUCUCCUCAUGAAGUUAGCUGUACUCCUUCAUCGCCAAUACAAAUCAGUUUUGGGUUUAGUAUUAACAACACAGAUAAGGAGUAUAAUACCAAAUUUCAAAACUUUAAAAAAGAUUUCAUUGAUGAUUUGAUAAAACUAAGAGUCAAAGAGCCCUCUCUUCUUAAUAAAGUAUACCUGGAGUCCCUCUGGGAGAAGUUAAAACGUGAAACAAAAUCAAACACCAAGGUCAUACUCAUCUUUACUGACGGACUGGAUGAGAACAUAGAGACACUUGAAGACACUUCUAAAUGGCUGAGAGCACAAGGACUGGAUGCCCUGAUAACUGUUGCCCUAAGAGGAACUUCAGCUAUUGACAAUCUUAAAUAUAUUGAGUUUGGAAGAGGAUAUGAAUAUGAGCCACAGCUGGUCAUUGAAAACCAUGCUACAAGUACAUCCUUAUAUAAAAUAAUUAAUUCACUUGCAGAAAAGUCCUGCUGUGAGCAGUGUUGUAGUUGCUUAGGCAGCAGAGGUCCUCUGGGCCCGUACGGUCUUCCAGGAAGAAAGGGUGCACCAGGUCCUGAAGGGAAUGUAGGCCACAUGGGAGACGAAGGACCACCUGGCACACGCGGGUCUCCUGGGUUGCCUGGCUCAGCAGGAUCGACUGGAUGUGAUGGAUUAAGAGGCUUGAAGGGAGCUAGAGGUUCAUCAGGAGAAAAGGGGCAACGAGGGGAAGACGGACUGGAUGGUAUCCAAGGAAAGGAGGGUGCUAACGGAUUUCCUGGGCAGAAGGGAGAGCAUGGCGUUCCAGGCAGAGUGGGAAGACCAGGCACCAAAGGCAUGCCAGGGGAGAGAGGGGAGCAGGGCCUGAGAGGAGACCCAGGGGUUACUUGCUGGGACAGCAGCGUGUCUGGUGAGAAAGGGCAGAGUGGGCAAGUUGGCACCCCGGGAGAUUCUGGGAUUGAUGGGGGGCCUGGAGAAAAAGGAAGUCCUGGAAAAACAGGCUCCGCGGGUCACAGGGGACAAUUAGGAGAAAAGGGCAACAAGGGAAGUCCUGGCUCAUCUGGUCCUAUAGGCGAAAGAGGAAUAAGAGGUCCUCAGGGACUUAAAGGAGAUGUUGGAGAAAAUGGACCCCCUGGAGAGAAUGGACCAAAGGGGCCACAGGGUGCUCCUGGGAAGCAAGGCCCAGAGGGAAGUAAAGGAGAUGCUGGGGAGAGGGGCAGAAAAGGCGAACCAGGAGAGCCAGGCUUGAAAGGAGAGACUGGUCCAGUUGGCCCCAGAGGAGACCAGGGUGAAGACGGGAAAGAUAAAUUUGGAGUUCCCGGCAAAGCAGGGAAAAAAGGGGAUAUAGGAUUCCAGGGAUUUCCAGGAAUGCAGGGCGCAGUUGGUGACAAAGGAGAAAAAGGAGACAAUGGGCCGAAGGGGAUCCGAGGAAAGAGGGGGGACGGGGGACCUCCUGGUGUUCAAGGCGAUCCAGGGAUCCCAGGAUAUCAAGGACCAAAGGGGCUUAAGGGACAGAGAGGAGAACAGUCAAUGCCAAAAUGUGACCUUAUCAAUUACAUACGUGCAAACUCUGCAUGCGCAUCAGGGAGAAGCGAUUGUCCAGUCUAUCCCACGGAUCUGGUGAUUGCGAUCGACAUGUCAACUGAGGUGACGCCAAAAGCAUUCAAUAAAAUGAGGAACAUAGCUUCUCUGGUCCUGGAUGACCUCUUCAUCAGCGAAAGCAACUGCCCGAUAGGAGCCCGUGUCGCUGUCCUGUCCUACAGCUCUAAUGUGAAGCAGUUGAUACGCUUUGCAGACUACCGCAAGAAAAAGCUCCUCCUGGAGGCCAUCAAAAACAUCGCCUUCCAGCGCUCCGGCAGUCCGCGAGAUAUCGGUGCCGCCAUGAGCUACACGGCAAGACACAUUUUCAAACGCACGCGGAUGGGGGCUCUCGUAAAGAGAAUGGCUGUCUUCCUGACAGACGGGUCUUCCAAAAACACAGAAUCGGUACACACGGGCGUUUUGGAGUUAAACGCCAUGGGCAUCACUACAGUGGUCAUUGCGUCUCGGAAACUUCCUAAUCUUCAGAAGGCCUUCUCGGUUGAGCCUAGCAAUUUUGAGGUGGUCAUCAUACAAGAGCAGAAUCCGAAAAGGGCUUUGUCCGAAGUGCGGCAGUGUUACUUUUGCUAUGAUGAGUGCAGUCCAGACCCAGCCUGUAACAGGCAACAGGGCGGGCCCCCUAUCAUCACCCAGGAGGUGGACGUGGCUUUCCUGCUCGACGGCUCCCAUCAGAUGGCCGGCGAUGAAUUCGAAAGGGCGGCGGACUUCCUCCAUGCCGUGCUGAAUUACUUUGCCGUCGGCGACGAGCUCCACCCUUCCACGAGACUGGCUCUCUUCCAGUCGAGCACCGGCCCGGAUCCCAUCCGCGUGAUCUUCGGCUUCCCCAGCCGCGACAGUCUGUCGCAGAUGAAGAGGAAAGUCCGACAGGAACUCCACCACCUGCAGAGCUCGUCUGGUGUCGGGAGCUCCUUGCAGUGGAUCGUUAACAACUUCUUCACGGAAGCUGCCCGUCCCAGACGUGCCAAAGUGAUAUUCACCAUUCUAGGCGGGAGGUCCGAGCUUUCGUUGAGGGAGAAACUGAAAGAGGUGUCCCUCAAGGCCAAGUGCCAGGGGAUCGUCCUCUUUACACUAGCGUUUGGGAGGGGUGCCAGCAAUGCCGAGGUGGAGCAACUGUCCGCCCUUCCUGUGAGUCAGCACUCAUGCCAUGUGGGAAGGGUUGUAGAGCCGGACAUUGAAUAUGCACUGAAGUUCACCUGGACGUUCUUCCGUCAGCUGGCAGAAAAAAUCAAUAUGUAUCCUCAUAAAAGUCUUGCACCUCAAUGUAGAAAGCUUAAUGUCCAGCUACAGCCACAAGGUGAUGAUGCACAGGUCUUCUCAGCAGAAAGCACGAUUCCUAUGACUGAAGAACAGCAGAACAAAAGCAAGGAUUUUAAGAAAAACAGAACUGUAACACAAACAUCACCUUCCAUUCCUGAUCGCUGCUUACUGACAGUUGAGUAUGGUACAACUUGCAAAGGACUUCAAAGGAUAAGGUGGUAUUACAACAAAAGUAGAAAGAACUGUUUGCCGUUCUGGUAUGGUGGCUGUUUUGGGAAUGAAAACCGAUUUAUUUCAAGGGAAAUGUGCCUUAGGAUAUGUACUUCACAAGACGUUAAAAUUAAAAUGUAAAAAUGACAAAUCUGCCCAGCAGGAAAAAAAGGUGAUCCUUGAAGAAAAUUGGAAAAAUGUGACCACCGAACAUGAAAUUGUCAACAUUAAUGAUUUCUAAUGAGGUUUCAGACAAAGGAGUGGUUAUGUAUCUGUAGCCUAGUAAACCUGUUGAAAAAGCAGUACCUCCUCAAAAAAAUGUGCGCUGUUGUACACAAAAUGUCAUAGACAAAGUAAUUCUUCCCUUCAUGAUCUUCCAAUAUCUUCCAAACAACAGUUAUAAAUACUGAACAUUAUGCCAUAAGUGGGAAGUUCAGUUUAAUUGUCCUUCUGUGAUGAAGUAAAAGUCUGACAUUAACAUUUAAUAUUUUUACUUAUAUUACACAGUAAGAAACCAUACUUUUUACUUAUUUAGGACUUUUGUUUAUUAAGACCUUCACUAACAUUAAAAAAAUCAUUAACUUUUUAUUUAAAACAACAUACAGUUAAAGAUACUCCUUUUAGUUCUGUAAGAGGAAACGCUAGCCAUGUACAGGAAGUUCGUUCAAAAGCUCCAACAUGAAUUCACUUUGUAUGGUGAAUUAGGGUUGACUGGUCUCUGACUAGUCACAGCUGGGGAUAGAGGAGAGACAUUGAAAAUGGUAACCAGCAACAGCACAGAAUUUCAGCCGUUUCUCAGGCACUCAGAGUUUACCGUUAUCAUAACUGCUUACCCUGUUCUGCCUGGAUGUUUCUUUCCACACGUGUCUGUGUACAGCUAAGGGUGUGUAUGUUCACCCUUCUGAGUCCAUGUGGUGUGCUGGGUCAGCUGCUGCCUAACACCAAGGAAGGGCCGGAUAGAAUCAAUAUUUCUGUGUUCUGUAGAACAAACAUUUCUAACUCCUGAUAACUGUGCAGUGCAAAACACCGAAAUAAGCAAAGUCUUUCCUAGUGUGAGGUGCUGCUGCUUCAACCAUAUUGGUCAACCCUGAUACGGUGCUAAAAGUAAUGUUGGGAAAUGUUUUUUUUAUGGAUUGUGUCCUGUACAAAGUUCAGAGCCAAGACACAGACACUGUUCCUAACUCAGAUUGUCUUCUACACGUAGACACAGCCGUGCACUUUUGAACAUGAAAAUCCCUGACCCCAGUCUGAUUAGUGGCUCAGUUGGUUAAAAGCCCCUGUGUGGAUGUGCAGAGUAAGUCCAGCUGGCGCCAAGUGUGGCUUCCGGUCCGGACCUCGUCCCUGAUUGCUAGCAACAGCUUACAGUUGCUGAUGAGUCUUCCAGUGUUGGUCACAGUGGAUUUAGCUGGAGACUGUGAAGGCCACCUUCAGAACAUGGAGCAAUUCAGGAGUUGUUAAAUGAAAUGUAAUGUUUUAGGGGAAAAUUUAAAAUGCAUUUUAAAAAAAGUCUUUGUGAUAUAUAUAUACUGUAUAUCAACUCCAGUUACCUACUUUUAAGUGAUUUUGAGUUUGUGAAAUACAGUUUUUGAAUGUUAACAAAAUGCUGCAGCCCAUCUUAAUGUUCAAUGCACUAAAUUAAAAUACCUGUUGGUCAUUUACAUAAAAAUGUACAUAAUGGAUACGUACAAGACAAUAGAUUAAUGCCUAUGUUUCUUCACAAAAAUAAAAUUAAUCUAACUAAAGAAGCAUGUAUUUUGCAAGAAA
Messenger RNA from Lepisosteus oculatus (spotted gar), 8624 nucleotides. RefSeq names its product collagen alpha-6(VI) chain. The record is from RefSeq and is a predicted model, not a curated record. Gene Ontology annotation, molecular function: serine-type endopeptidase inhibitor activity. Lineage: Eukaryota; Metazoa; Chordata; Actinopteri; Semionotiformes; Lepisosteidae.